AUGGCGUCGUCAUCGAACCCCUUCCGCAAGAGUGCGACACAGCACACGGAGAGCCGUUUCCCUCCAAUCGACUCUAUAGAUGCCGCCCAGCUGUUCCCGCCCCCGAAAACGAGCUUCCGCGACGAAAACACCCCUCCGGCCGCGCAGUCUCCGGCCGUUGACGCAAACAAGGCCAAGGUCGUCAAGAAGGUCCGCGUCCUGUCACCGCCUCCCCGGUCGCCCGACUCACCAGAGUGGACGGCGAGCUACUUUGGCUCUGCCGCCCACGCGUAUGCACAAGAACAAGAUCCCUUCAACAAUGUCGACAACGAUUGGGACAAUGCAACCGCUACCCCACCUCCUCAGCCGGCCCUUCCGCAGGGGCGGCACCCGUUGACGGCGGCAGAGAUGCAGAGGCCGGUUCAGACGGUGGCCAAUCCGUUCAGCAAGAAGAAGACCCAGGACGCUGGGAAUCAGGAUGAGCUAAAGGAGGCUGCAAGAGACGAGGGCGAGGUGUUGAAGGCGGCGCAGUCUGCGAGGCGGUCCCUGAACGUGGAUUCGUUCAAGCGGCUGCUGAUGACGGGGGCCACGAGCCCGCCCAGCUCUCCGCUCCCAAAGGACUCUUUCGAUCAUAACCAGGCGGACCAGCCUAAGCUUACGCCGGACAUCUCAAAUACUGCUUCUACAAACAAGGAGAAAAAGGCUCCUCCGCCUCCUCCUAGCUCACGUCACGGCAAGGUGAUUAAACCAGGGCAGAGCGUCACUGGCAUCGAGAGCCCUGUCACCAGCCCUAAAGAAAAACCGGCCGAGCCAGUCGUAUCCAAGCCCGAGUCACCACCCCGACCGGUGUUGUCUCGAGAGAGCUCGUCUAGCAGUUCUUCCUCAGAAGAGGAGGAGCCUGUUGAGAUCGACACCCACCCUCCCGCACUCACGGCCAGCCCAGAUCAAAUUGAUACUUCGGUAUCACCCCCCAACAAUGCCAAGAAGCCUCUACCAACCCCGCCACCGAGAAGGCAGCCUCGGAUUGAGGUGAAAACAGGUGCCCCGGAGUCGAAAGAGAAUGAACCACCUCCACGGACAUCCAUGGAAUCGAUGCCAUCAAGAACAAACAGCGUUCGCCACAGCGCUCAUGCGCCGGCGCCUCCACCGCCUCGAAGGACUACAUCGGGCUCGAGGCAACCAGGCACUCCGCAAUCAUCCACCUUCAUUCACCCUCCCGACUUGGACACCCCAAGGACUUCGAUGGACUCGGCCAGACCCAUGGCCCCCCCUCCGCCUCCCACGCGCAAUCCCUCCACCCGCCGACCUCAAAGCUUAUACGGCCUGGAGUCUUCUUCUCAACGACGAGGUUUAGCUGAGAUCAAGCCGCGAGACGGGGUGGCGCCCCCUCCGCCGCCGUCAAGGAUACGGGGCAGCAGCCAGAGCAGCGCGGACGGGCCAUCCGGACGUGCGAGCUUGGACUCGGCCAGGAAACCGAGGACGUCUGCAGACGAGUUUGGCGAUCUCGAUGCACAGCACAGUAGCCAAAGCGUGGAUAUUCUCGCCGACCUCGAAUCGCUGCAGAGGGAAGUUGAUGCCUUGCGAGGGAGGAUGAAUUGA
Molecule: messenger RNA, 1578 nt
Organism: Trichoderma aggressivum f. europaeum
Lineage: Eukaryota; Fungi; Ascomycota; Sordariomycetes; Hypocreales; Hypocreaceae
Exons: 1
Coding region: 1-1578 (525 amino acids)
Source: RefSeq, a predicted model, not a curated record